This is a messenger RNA of Pungitius pungitius (ninespine stickleback), 3935 nucleotides long. It is a transcript of the gene smurf1, whose product is annotated as SMAD specific E3 ubiquitin protein ligase 1. Gene Ontology annotation, cellular component: cytoplasm. The record is from RefSeq and is a predicted model, not a curated record. Gene Ontology annotation, biological process: negative regulation of BMP signaling pathway; proteasome-mediated ubiquitin-dependent protein catabolic process; protein polyubiquitination. Bases 231 to 2420 code for a protein of 729 amino acids. Lineage: Eukaryota; Metazoa; Chordata; Actinopteri; Perciformes; Gasterosteidae. The transcript is spliced from 18 exons. Gene Ontology annotation, molecular function: ubiquitin protein ligase activity; protein binding.
AGGACAUGACGUCAGUACGUUCUUGAGCCUGCCCGAAAAUGCUCUCCCGUGUAGUUGGAUUUCGAAAGACCGCAGGACUUUGCGAUGAAAUAAUACCUUUUUACCUGUGAGGAAAACCAAAACAAACCGCAUGUUUUAAAACUGAAGUUACUCGCGUUCCCAUUAAGUGGUGAAACGGUGUUUUAGGGGGACUCCGACGGGAAGUUUGAGUGAUCGUUUUUCCCGGAGUGAUGUCGAAUCCUGGGACUCGAAGGAACGGGUCCAGCAUCAAAAUCCGACUGACAGUAUUAUGUGCCAAGAACCUCGCAAAGAAAGACUUCUUUCGCCUGCCGGAUCCAUUUGCCAAGGUUGUGGUGGACGGAUCAGGCCAAUGCCACUCCACAGAUACAGUCAAGAGCACACUGGACCCCAAAUGGAAUCAGCACUAUGACCUCUACAUCGGAAAGACCGACUCCAUCACCAUCAGCAUAUGGAACCACAAGAAGAUCCAUAAACGACAAGGGGCGGGCUUCCUGGGCUGCAUACGACUGCUCUCAAAUGCCAUCAGCAGGCUAAAAGACACGGGGUACCAGCGUCUCGAUCUAUGUAAGCUGAACCCAUCGGACAGUGACGCAGUGCGGGGGCAGAUAGUAGUGAGCUUACAGACGAGAGACCGCAUCGGCAGCGGAGGUCCCGUGGUGGACUGUAGAGGGCUGUUGGAAAAUGAUGGGCCCGUGUUCGAGGGGUGUUUUAGCGAAGAGCCGCUGCCCUACUCGGACCCCACUGGGGCGGCGGGGGGCGGGAACUGUCGACUCGACUCGCCCGGCCAGGAGGGCCGUCUUCAGACGCAGCGAAUCAGAGGGCAGGACUCACGAGGCCAUGGCCACACCCCUCAGAACAGACCUCAUGGGCACCAACCGCCUGACCUGCCGGAGGGAUACGAGCAACGGACGACGGUGCAGGGCCAGGUUUACUUCCUUCACACACAGACGGGCGUCAGCACCUGGCACGACCCUCGGAUACCUCGGGACCUCGCCAGCGUGAGCUGCGAGGAGCUCGGGCCGCUGCCGGUGGGCUGGGAGGUCCGGAGCACGGUGUCGGGCCGGAUCUACUUUGUGGACCACAAUAACCGAACCACGCAGUUCACCGACCCGCGCCUACACACCAUCAUCAGCCAGCAGUCUCAAGCCAAGGAAUCUUCACAAGCCCCCCAGAUGGAUGUGGGGGGCGAGGAAGGGGUAGGUGGAGGAGUCGGCGGAGGAGGCGAAGUAGACGUGGCCGCACGCUACGAGCGGGACUUGGUCCACAAGCUGAAACUGCUCCGCCACGAGCUGUCGUUGCAGCAGCCUCAAGCGGGACACUGUCGGAUAGAGGUUUCCCGGGAGGAGAUCUUUGAGGAGUCGUAUCGGCAGAUAAUGAAGAUGAGGCCCAAAGACCUGAAGAAGCGUCUGAUGGUGAAGUUCAGGGGAGAGGAGGGCCUCGACUAUGGGGGGGUGGCCAGGGAGUGGCUGUACCUGCUGUGUCAUGAAAUGUUGAACCCCUAUUACGGCCUGUUCCAGUACUCCACAGACAAUAUCUACACACUACAGAUCAACCCUGACUCCUCCAUCAACCCUGACCACCUGUCAUAUUUCCACUUUGUGGGCCGUGUGAUGGGCCUAGCAGUUUUUCAUGGCCACUACAUCAACGGGAGCUUCACGCUGCCCUUCUAUAAACAGCUGCUAGGCAAACCCAUCCAGCUCAACGACCUGGAGACCACCGACCCGGAGUUGCACAAGAGCCUCGUCUGGAUAUUAGAGAACGACAUCACUUCAGUCCUCGACCACACGUUCUGCGUGGAGCACAAUGCCUUUGGGAAGUUCUCGCAACACGAACUCAAACCUAAUGGUCGCAAUCUCCCCGUCACAGAGGAGAACAAAAAAGAAUACGUGAGGCUUUAUGUGAACUGGAGGUUUAUGCGUGGAAUUGAAGCCCAGUUUCUGGCUCUACAGAAGGGAUUCAGUGAGCUCAUCCCCCAGCACCUCCUCAAACCCUUUGACCACAAAGAACUUGAGCUGAUCAUUGGAGGGUUGGGGAAGAUAGAUCUUUCCGACUGGAAAACAAACACGCGCCUCAAGCACUGCACGAGUGAAAGCAACGUGGUGCGGUGGUUCUGGCAGGCGGUGGAGGCCUUCAGCGAGGAGAGGAGAGGACGCCUCCUGCAGUUUGUCACCGGCUCCACCAGGGUCCCUUUACAAGGGUUCAAGGCGCUUCAGGGUUCUACAGGUUCUGCAGGACCAAGGCUCUUCACCAUCCACUUGAUAGACGCCAACACAGACAACCUGCCCAAGGCUCACACGUGUUUUAACCGCAUAGACGUCCCUCCCUAUGAAUCUUACGAGAAACUCUACGAGAAAUUGCUGACGGCCGUGGAGGAGACGUGUGGCUUUGCUGUGGAGUGACUGACCCACAACCAACCCAACGUACACACAGUCCCACUUUCGCUUGCACUUGCACACAAACUAGUUGACUUUUUACGUAUAUAUUUAUAUAUAUAUACAGACACACAGACAUCAGCAGAAUAUCAAGUAUACGCGGAGUAUACGGAGCGGUCAAGCAUCACAAGAACACGCGGCAUUCUGCCUACUCUUCUCCGCCAAACUGUUGGGGGUCAAAGGGAGGAAGCGCAGUGGGAGAGGAAAGGAUUAAAAAGAAGACAAAACAGACAGACAAAAUAAUAAAGUAUUUUAAAAAUGUUCCGAUGUUUUGAAGAAGCAUUUUUAUCCUUCAGUUUUAACAAGCUAUGAUGUCAUUCUUCAGAAUGUCUGCCACCCCAGCAAAUGACUCCCAACAUGCUCGAGUGAAAGGACAGAAACGGCCAAUCACAUGCCAGCAUGGGAACAGAGACCUUGAAUUUCGACGUAUGGAGAACAAGGCGGAGACUGAUUGUCUCUCCGUCUGACGAGUUGAUUGAGUAGUAUUCAUGCGUCAUGUUUAACCACUGUUGCGAGCCAGGGAGAGAGAGAGAGAGAGAGUGAGAGAGAGAGAGUGUGUGUGUGUGUGUGUGUGGUUACCCUGUAAACAUGAUCAAUUGAGCCUGCUCUUCUGUUAUGGUAACCUUUUUGUCUCUUCCGUUUAUAUCUGCUACCACUCUGAUCAACUCUGAUAUUUUAUUAUUUAUUACUAAGUGAUUACUGACCAAGCUGCUAUUUGCUCUACAAAGAGCCCACACUAAUCCCUCGAUCAACCCCCUCUAUCAGAGUUAAAGGGUCAAUUCACUUGCAAUUCAAGUAAUCCACGAAGUGGGUUUUAUUGAACUUUGUUACAUUUAUAUUCAUAUCAUUGGGAAGAAAUACUUUUGUCAGUGUGUAAUAACUAUUUUGGUGUUUUAGAUGCCAUUUUUCAUUAAUUUGACGUGAAAGGGAAAGAUCCUACCAGCCCUAUUUUUAAUAUCUAACUCUACUGAUUUUAUGGCGAGGUCACAACCUGAAUAUAUAACUAAAUGAGCCACUUGGAUGGAAAGUCUGCUUCAGGAAUUCUUUUGGUUUUAUGUUUCAUCUGUAAUAAAAGCUCAUAAGCAUUUCCUACAUGUUUCAUCAUCCAUUUCAUCAACUUUUUUUUUGUGACCUUGAUGUCUCUGCCCAUCUCAUUUUCUCCACAAUCCGUGAUGUUAGUAAAAAGUAGUUUUUGUCCUUGAAGACCACCAUGAAUGAACAAAGUAUCUUUGCAGUCAUUGAUCCUCCAAACAAGUGAAUGAAAUCAAAUACCUAAAAGAUGAGCAAGCAAUGUGAAAAAAAGUUUAAAUUUCUUGAAGAUUGAUUAUAAAGACUGUUAAGCAGUAUACAUUUCAAUCUGCAUUUUCUAGGAUCUGAGUUCACUGUGUAAUGGAUGCAAGAGUAUUGUAACUUACUAUGUACUAAACAUUUAUGAAAAAUACAAUGUAAAUAAGAUUAUAUUAAAAGAAAUUAAAUUGAAAA